UAAAAGGAAGAAACAACCACAAGUUGGAAGCUUGGAAGUCAGCUUUGUCUCAAGUAGGCAAGAUUUAUGGUCAACGCUGUGAUCACAAAACACCAAGUGGCAUGGCUAUUGACAAGAUUGUUCAAGAGGUCAAAAAAAGACUUCCUCCCUUGCCUAUGUAUAUUGGGCGUCCACUUGGAUUUGAUUCUGAACUUGAAGUGGCCAAAUCACUUCUAGAGAUUGAUUCUAAUGCUACAUGUUUCAUGUUGGGAAUUCAUGGAGAUGGUGAUGAAAUAAGCAUAUUUGUUGCUGAGUUGUAUAACAAGAUUAGGCCUCAUUUUGUAGCUGCAAGUGUUCUUUCAAAUGUCAGUGUUCUUUCAAAGGGAUUUUGAAGUUUAGCUAUGAUGAUUUGCCCAACAAAUUAAAGCCCUGCUUCUUGUAUCUUGGAAUCUUUCCUGAAGAUGAUGAGAUUCGAGUGAGAGACUUAAUCCAUCUGUGGAUGGCAGAAGGGUUCAUAGAGCAAAUUCAAACUGGAAGAUCAGAAGAAGCACCACCAGAACCUGAAGAUAUUGGUGAGCAAUACUUGAAGGAGCUAGUGGAUCGUAACUUGGUACAAGUGGCAAAGAGAAGGAGUGAUGGCAAAGGCGUGAAAACAUGUCAGAUCCAUGAUCUCAUCCGGCAACUCUGCAUUUCAGAGAGCAAUAAUGGAAACAACAAUGCUUGUAGAUUUUUCUUUCCCAACAACAUAGGAUCCUAUGCAUGUUCAGUAACAUGUAAUCAAUCAUGCACUCGCUCGCUGCUCAUUCAUGGAGAUGCACGAGGGUGGUCACAUCAUAUUCCAAAAAAUUCCCGAGUUAAUGUGCUAUAUCUUACAAAAUGGUGGGUAAUCGCUACUGCAACAGAGAAAGAGUAUUUGAAGACGUUGAAACAUCUCAGGUACUUGAGAAUGGACUAUUUUGAUGGAUAUAACAAGUUUCCGAGUGUAGAAACUUUACAUAUAUCUCAACAUUUUGUGAAGGAGUUUAGUAUUGGGGGGUGGAAGCAACUGAGACAUCUUCAUUGUGAACGAUGCAUGAAUUUAUUAGUAGAUGAAAAACAAGGAGUAAAAGAUAAAAUGCAGAAUGUCCAAACCCUAUGUUAUGUGUAUGCCGAUUCACAUCUAGAGUCCUUACUCGACAAUGGCUACUUUCCCAAUUUGAGAACACUUGGUUUAGUGAUCAUUGAAGACCCAUAUUCAUUUUCGGAGCCUGUAGAGGAAAACUUAAGGAGCCUGCAUCGCCUAAACAGUCUACGUAAGCUGAAACUUAAGUCUAAUCUAGGGUUUCAACGAGUUGCAUUAGAUGAAAUUACAUUUCCCUCAAAUCUAAUCAAGAUUACAUUGUCAGGAUUUCAAAAUUUGGAGUCCAUAGACAUGAAAAUCUUGGGACGAAUUCCCAGAGUUGAAGUUUUAAAAUUAGAAGAUGUAAAUUGUAUGGAAAUCCUUGAUUGUGGUAGUGAUAGGAGCUUUCCGCGGCUUCAAGUGUUUAUGAUGAUACAUGUGAGUGUGGAACGUCUUACCUUAGAAGAUGGUGCAAUGCCUUGCCUUCGACGUGCGGUCUUCCAUAAGUGCCCUGGCUUGGAGUUGAAGAACCUUCCUGAACAAAUGAGUUCCUUGGGUUGUAACCUGGAGUAUGUACAGUGUGAAGAUUCUUAUCAAAUGACGGAUGAUGUUUAUUUUGAUGAUGAUGAUGAUUAUAAACUGGAUCUUGAUUUGGAUCUCAUCAAUGUCAUAGACAAGUAUGCUAUUUAAUCCUCUUCAUGCAAGUUCUGUUUUAUGCUUCUGCCAAUGUGAA
Molecule: messenger RNA, 1811 nt
Organism: Arachis stenosperma
Lineage: Eukaryota; Viridiplantae; Streptophyta; Magnoliopsida; Fabales; Fabaceae
Product: toMV resistance protein Tm-2(GCR236)-like
Exons: 2
Coding region: 479-1768 (429 amino acids)
Biological process (GO): defense response to other organism
Source: RefSeq, a predicted model, not a curated record